UAGACACGCUUCGAAACAUUAUGUUCAAGAAAUGUUUUUCAUAGACUUUUUUAUGUAACAAAUACAUACGUAAUUGCUGUCUACUUAAUCUGCAAAGUGUGAACAAUUAAAAGGUAACGACCCAACACUAGUUUGGUGGGAGAAAUCCAAGAUGUCUGCAAGCUGAGGGCAAAACAAAAAUCGAAUGUUGUCAAGUGCUGACAAUGUUCAUUAUAUAUGUUUUAUACACUCGUAUUUUACCUGAUUGUUCGUAGUUUUUAAUACAAUUAUAAAAAAACUAAAACUAUGUCGGAGCAACUAUCCGGAGUCACUAUUGUCAUAUUUAUCGCGGCGGGCGUGCAGACUAUUAUAUUAUUGUUUAUUUUUGCUAAAAGACAAAUAAUGCGUUUUGCGCUUCGUUCUCGACGAGGUCCUCACGUUCCAAUCGGCCACGAUGCCAAAAAGUCCCUGAAAAAGGAAAUUGAGAGGCGUAUUGAAGUGAUUCCUAAAAUUCAGCAUGAGCCGCAAUUAAUUAGUGAUCCGAGAUAUAUAAUGGCUCCUGGGAGUCAAGUUCCUCCCCAUUAUUACAGAUUGAAAGCAGUCGACGAGAUUAAAACAUUAGAAGCAGAGAUUACUCGAUAUGACAACGGUCUGAAAAGACAUCCGACGGAAAACUUGAGAGCAUAUUUACUCUCAACAUUGGCUGCUCCUUUAAACGGAACUGGUCAGAGAUUGGUUCAUCAAUUCUGUGAUCUUUACGAACAAGCUCGCCACGAUCCGACAGAAUUUGGAGACGAGGAGUAUCAAGUCUACACGCGUUUGCUGAUGAAACUCACUGAUGCAGCAAGGCUUCUAAAAUCUUACCCAAGCAGCAGAAAAUCAAGUCCAAGUCGAACCCCGAUAAAGAAGAACACAGACGUCAAAAGAAGCGCCCUCGAGCCACGAUUGCGACCCCCUGAGGAACAGAUUUUGAGUGGAUCAAGGCCCAAUACCUUAACAGUCUUGACCUUAGAAAAUAAUGAAACAUCCGUCUAGCAUUGUGAUUCGCGUCACAUUUCGUGUGUGAGGAACGAAAACUAUUUCUCUAAACUGUGACUAUAAGUAACAAUUGACAAUGAGUACUCAUUGAAGUUACAUUUGUGUAUGAAACACAAAAGACCAACGUAAGAAGCUUGUACAUUGGAAGAAAAUACAAGAAGCUAAUUUGAAAAGAAUGUUUCAUGAAGCAAGAAAUAAUAUAUUGUGCUAAAGGUGCGGAAAGAAGGCAGUUCCAUAUGAGAUUGAAGUUUUCUGUAAGAGCCAGAGGCGAAUCGAACUGGAGUUGUAGGCAAGUCGGAAGCGAGUUGGAGACGAGCCGAAGAUAAGCCAAAAAUGACCCGAAGAUGAGUCGAUGUUAUGAUACAAAAUAGAAUAUUGUGCUACAAGUGCCGAAAGUAGGCAUUUCGAGACGAGCGUAAAGUUUCUUUACAAAAGUUGGAAUUACCUACUUUAUCAUCUGUUGUACACAAUAUUUUUUGUAACAAAUGCAUGGAAUUUUUGACAGUAUUAUGUGACGAGGGAGGUAAGUUAUCUUUACUUAUGAGUGUGAAGUUUGCUGUACGUGGUGCAGGCACACCUGCACCGCGCAGCGAACUUCCACGAGUGGGUGAAGACCAAUUCCUCCCGGGUAGCGCACGAUACUUUAUUUACCAUAGAUAUGAAAAUAUCUAUGGAGUGAGACUAAAUUUGUUUGCGACCCGCGAAUGUCAAAACAAUUUUUACGCAUGCGCGUCAAUCCGUAUUACUGAUAGUACAUCACUAGUUACCCAUUUAGUCCUUCGGAUGGCGCUGAUUCUUUUGGAACCGCAUGUCUCCUUAGCGGAACGAAAGUUUUUGAUCGUGCAUAUAUUAAUAUUGUAUUAAUGUUCCACAAUUUUCCGGGUAUAAAAGAGUUGAUUGGUGUGCAUAGACUGAUGUUAAAAGAAAAAGAAAGGACAAUUUAAUACCUUUCAUUGCAAUUGCAUUUUCGUCCGAAAAAUAAUUAAAUCGCAUUGACUGGCAUUGAUCCUAUUCAAUGUUUUGUCAUCAGCAUUAACCCCUUUACUGUAUAGACCGAAAAUCACAAAGUGCCCAGGCGAAAGUAUCGGAUAGGAAUUUUUUCCGAAUCAUUCCGGAAUCUAUAUCUGAACCUAUCCGAAAAAGUCCUACAUUUCGGUAAAAAUCAAUGUGGUUCAAUCUGAACUUCCAAUCCGAACUCGCAUUGACAUCUACUGAUGUCAAUUUAGAUUGAAAAUUUAAAUCGGAUUCAUUUUUGGCUGAUUUGGAUGGAACGAAAUGUAGAAAUGUUUUCGAAUUGGCUCGUAAGGAAUUCCCAUCCGAUACUUUUGUCAGGAUUGGUAUUAAGGGGUUAUUUAGGUCGUUGAAUCGAAUUCGAGGUCCAAUUUCAAAAGGGCUGAUCCAAUAUGGCGAUCAAAAUUUUGGAAAACUCCAAUGAGUUGACGGAUUUGAAUCAAAAUUUGUAUUAGGGGCAUAUUUGGCUCGCUAUAUAUAUAUGAAUUCAUGGUAAAAAUUCGAAAUUGCUGGUCCAAUAUUUCGAUCCACGAUAUUGGUUGCGCGGUUUUCAAUUUUAGAAUUCUGAUGCCAGAUUCGGAUUCAGAGACACCAAAAAAUUGUAAUACGCCAAGUUUCAUGAAAAUCCUCCGAUUUCGCGUAAUAUCGAUUAGCCAUAUUGAAUCUGUCAUUUCUAAUGAUUCAAAGGCACAAAAAACCGUUUUCUACCAACUUUUAUGAUAAUUGAAACAUUAUAAAUCUAUCUAUUUUGCAUGAGGCAUAUUAUAUUUAAUUUCCGUUUUUUAAACUUUUAGUCUACAUCGAGAAACAACAUCCCACUCUUUAUUGAUUACGAAUAAACUAGAACCAGAAAUGCGAA
Molecule: messenger RNA, 2887 nt
Organism: Belonocnema kinseyi
Lineage: Eukaryota; Metazoa; Arthropoda; Insecta; Hymenoptera; Cynipidae
Exons: 5
Coding region: 286-1014 (242 amino acids)
Source: RefSeq, a predicted model, not a curated record